Tauraco erythrolophus (red-crested turaco) is the source of this 1368-nucleotide messenger RNA. The record is from RefSeq and is a predicted model, not a curated record. Lineage: Eukaryota; Metazoa; Chordata; Aves; Musophagiformes; Musophagidae.
AUGGCCGAGUGCGACCCGCUGGAGAGUCUGCAGAAAGAAGCCUCUUGCUCCAUCUGCCUGGAUUAUUUCCGAGACCCCGUGUCCAUCAACUGCGGACACAGCUUCUGCCGGGACUGCAUCACGCGAUGCUCGGGAAAAUCGGACCGUAGGUUCUCCUGCCCCCAGUGCCGAGGAAUCGCCCAGAAAAGGAAAUUUAGACCCAACCGUGAGUUGAGGAACUUGGCGGAGAUCGCCAAGAGGUUAAGCUCGAAGACGGGGCACGGAGCCGGAGCGGGAAACCUGUGCCCGAAGCAUCAGGAACCCCUCAAGCUCUUCUGCCAGGAGGACCGGACGGCCAUCUGCGUGGUGUGCGACCGGUCCCACGCCCACCGCGCUCACGCCGUCGCCCCCAUCGAAGAAGCCGCCCAGGAAUGCAAAGAGCAAAUCCAAGGCAGACUGAAGAGCCUCAAGGAUGAAAGAGAAAGGCUCCAAGGAUUAAAAAUGACUGGGGAGAAGAGGAGCCAGAAGUGUCUGCAGCAGACGAGAGCCGAGAGGUGGAAAAUCAUGUCGGUGUUUAAGCAGCUCCACCAGUUCCAGGAUGAGCAGGAACGUCGCCUCCUGAUGUGGCUGGAGGACAUGGAGAAGCAGAUAGUGCAGACCCAGACGGAGGACGACAGGAAGAUCUCCGAGGAGAUCUCCCACCUGGGCAACCUCAUUUGGGAGCUGGAAGGGAUGAGCCCGCAGCCGGAGAAUAAAUCCCUGCAGGACGCCAGGAGUGCCUUGGCCAGGUGUGAAGCAAGGACUUUCCAGCAACUGACAGAGACGUUUCCCAGAGUGGAAAAGAGACUCAAGGAAUUAUCUCAGAAAAACAUCGUUCUGAAGGAAGCCCUGAGGAGAUUCAAAGAGAGUCUCCCAGUUGAACUGGAUGUGCAAUGGGCAAACGUGACUCUGGAUCCAGACACGGCAAACCCCCACCUCGUCCUCCAGAGAUUUGAUACCUACUGCUCCGUGUUGGGUUGCGAAGGCUUCACGGCGGGGAGGCACUUCUGGGAAGCGCAGCUGGGGAGCCGGGGAUUUUGGGCUGUGGGGGUGGCCAGAGACUCGGCGUGGAGAAAGGGUUGGAUUAACCUUGACCCUUCCCAGGGGAUUUGGGCUGUUGGCAUCUGCGGGGACAGGUUUCAAGCUUUCACCUCCUUCGAAACCGUUCAGCCUCUGAGUGGGAGGCCGAGGACUAUCCGUGUCUCUCUGGAUUACGAGAAGGGACACGUGGCUUUCUGCGACGCCGAUAACGAGACCUUGGCUUUCGCUUUUCCUCCCACUUCUUUCAACGGAGAGAAAAUCCUGCCUUUCUUCUGGGUUUGGGAGUCCAGGAUCCAGCUGACUCCUUGA